Messenger RNA from Cylicocyclus nassatus, 388 nucleotides. The record is from the annotation of a GenBank genome assembly. NCBI's taxonomy places the organism in Eukaryota, Metazoa, Nematoda, Chromadorea, Rhabditida, Strongylidae.
CAUUUUACUACAUGACGUAGAUUUAUUACCAGAAGACAAACGAAACUUGCAUCUGUGCCCCAAGCGAAAUCCAAAACACAUGGCUGUUGCAAUGGACAAAUAUAAUUACACACUAUUUUAUCAAAGAAUGUUUGGCACAAGUUCUAUGUUCACUAUCAAACAGUAUCGUGAUGUAAAUGGACACUCUAAUCGAUACUGGGGAUGGGGCGGAGAGGACGACGAUAUUUAUACGCGAACCUACUUGGCUGGAUACAGAGUGGAACGAUACAAUAACACUAUUGCCAGAUAUACAAUGAUCAGGCAUGGAAAAGAUGUCGAAAAUCCAGUCAAUCCGUGCCGAUUCUCACUGUUGAACCACACAAAAGCAGACUGGAAAUUGGAUGGUUUG